This is a messenger RNA of Geodia barretti, 1002 nucleotides long. The record is from the annotation of a GenBank genome assembly. Lineage: Eukaryota; Metazoa; Porifera; Demospongiae; Tetractinellida; Geodiidae.
AUGAAGUCAGCUCUUGGGUUCACCCUCGCUCUACUGGCAGUGCUUGCUGUAAAGACAGCAGCUGCUGCAGUCCAGUUCAGCUAUGCUGAAGAGUGGCAGAUGUGGAAAACACAGCACGGGAAGAGCUAUGGCUCAGUGAGAGAGGAGCUGGAGAGACAUCUGGUGUGGCUGGCCAACAGAGAGUACAUCAAUGCCCACAACCAGAACUCCCACAUCUUUGGAUUCACCCUCGCCAUAAACCAUCUGGGAGACAUCACUGAUGCAGAGUACAACGAGAUGUACAUGACGUACAGACCUGGUGGAACGAAAUCUACCACAAUCCACGAUGCUUCCCAAUACUCUGGAAAUCUCCCAGAAAGUGUGGACUGGAGGACCAAUAAUGCAGUUACCAGCAUCAAAGAUCAGGGUCAAUGUGGAGCUAGCUAUGCUUUCAGUGCAGUGGGUGCUCUUGAGGGAGCCAAUGCUCUGGCUACUGGUACCCUCACCUCUCUCAGUGAACAGAACAUCAUUGACUGCUCGAUUCCCUAUGGUAAUCAUGGAUGCAAGGGUGGAAACAUGUACGAUGCAUUUCUCUACAUGGUGGCCAAUGAUGGUAUUGAUACCACCGAUUCUUACCCCUACAAAGCCAAGCAAAUGAGCUGUUCCUACAUUGAGAGUGGUCGUGGGGCCACCACUUCAGGCAGUGUAGCUAUCGAGAGUGGCAAUGAGAAUGACUUGCAGUCUGCUGUGGCCUACAUUGGACCUGUCGCAGUUGCUGUGGACGCCCAGUCUAAUGCUUUCAGAUACUACUCCGGUGGUGUGUACAGCUCCACACAGUGUUCUAGCAGCACUCUCACUCAUGCUAUGGUGGUCACUGGAUAUGGCACUUACAGUGGAACACCAUACUACCUUGUCAAGAACAGUUUUGGAAAGAAUUGGGGAAUGGAUGGCUACAUUCUGAUGGCCAGGAACAAGUACAACCAGUGUGGCAUUGCUUCUGAUGCCUCCUACCCCACCCUUUGA